AUAACAUUCCUCAUUUGAUUUUAAUUGUUAAAUUUCAUUUUUGUUCGUUUUUUCUUGGUCUAUCUUUAAAGCUUUCUCAAAUUUCAAACAUUUUCUUCUAAAUCUCUGUUGGCUUUUCCCGUUGACUUCUGUCUUCUUCGCCAACGUGGCAGAAUCUUAGAAAAUGUUUUUAAUUUAAACGACAUCGUUUUCUAAGGAAUCUAAAAUAUUCUCUAGUACCGGGGCCGGAUGGGGGGACCCGCUUUUUCUGUCCCAGCUAGCGUACCGACCAAGCUAUUACAUGCGGGGGCAAAACUUACAGCUUCUUAGAUACUUUUCCUAAGGUUAGCCACUGAAAUUGUGACACCUGUUCAACCUGUUGGGUGAAAUGACGUCGUUCCAUUCUGAUACGAAUUCAGUUCUUUCCAUUCUCCUUCCCCAAAAUGUGAGCUGUGAAAGAAAAAUCUAAAACCCUACUGCUCCGCUCUUCGGGAAAUCCCUAAAUUUGAUUCCUCAAAUUCCCAAUUUUACCCCUCAAAAGAUGCAAAAUUUCCCCUAGUUAGCCAUGUCCUCCGACGAAAUCUCCCUCCAAAACGGGCUCAACGUCUUCCAAGACGACCCAAUAAGGGCCUUUAAUUGCGGACCAGCCACAACCGCCCGACCCUGUCCCAAAACCCGAGAACUCACCGGCUUCAUCGACGACAAGAUGUUCUCUUUCCCUCCCUCGCAAACCCCCGAAUUUCGCUCCUCCAACAUCUACUCCACCGCCGCUGCCGUCUCCACAGACCAUCGAGACCCUCCCCAUCAUCGCCAUCGGAAUUGGGGAAACAGUGCUGUAGGUGGCUCCACUAACAGUGGUGACGACGAAUCAGACGGAAACGACGUGGACGAAGAGGAAGACGAGGAUGAUGAUGCCGAUGAUGACGAUGGUGAUGAAAAUAAUAAUAAUCACAAUAAUAAAAAUAAUAGUGGAAAUGAGACUGUAAAUAAUGCAAGUGGAAAUCCCGAAAAAAUGGGAAACGGAAAAGCAAAACUCUCCUUUGCGGGAGGGAGCUGCAGGGAAUUGGUGGUGAAAGAAGGAGGGAGUUGUGUGGGGCAAGGAGUGAGACAGAGUAAUAAUUAUCCAAACGCGGUGACGAUUGCGGAUCCAGAUGGGGAUAUUUAUUACACGCAGUAUUUGCAAGGUGGAGAAGGGUCUGGUGGUAGUGGUGGUGGCAAUGGGCAGAAGGAUAUUGUGGUGGAGAAUGGUGGUGGUGGAUGUGGGUUUAGUGGGAGGAAAGAUGUUUCAUUUUCGAGCGAGUCUGGUGAUUCCUUGCGGGUCAUUUUAUCCGACCCUUUCACGGGAUCUCUCAUGGAUGAUGCGAUGAUAUUACCUUGUGGACAUUCCUUUGGUGCUGGUGGAAUACAGCAUGUUCUUAGAAUGAAAGCUUGCUACACUUGUUCGCAGUCAGUUUCAGAGGAGUUGGUGGCUCCAAAUCUUUCUCUCCGAGCUGCAGUGCAGGCAUUUCGUAGGGAGGAAGAGUUACAGUUCUACCGCUCACCUAAAAGGAGGAGAGAGAGAUUUGACCAGGAUAAGAGUAGCUACGGUGAGUCAAAUAUCAUGGAUCCUUCAAGGGGUAGAGGUGUCCAGUUUCCGUUUGCUGUGACUGACCGGGUUAUCAUAAAGGGAAACAAGAGGACACCACAGCGCUUUGUUGGACGUGAGGCUGUUGUAACUACACAAUGUUUGAAUGGAUGGUAUGUUGUGAAGACGUUGGACAAUGCAGAGAGUGUUAAAUUGCAGUAUCGAUCACUUGCCAAAGUUGCAGAUGACCCAUCCUCGAAGCCAAUGUCAAGCAAGAUUGGGGCAGACUGGUUGUAAACCUGCAAAUACAUAAAAUGGACAAGUGAUACUAUGUUCCGGCAUGCCACGGUUCGAUAUUUAAUCUAACUUGAAAUAUUUCUGUAGCAUUAUUGUAGUGUUUGUUGAAACCGAGAUUGUGGUACAAGCCUUGUAAAUUAUAGAGAAAAAGCCUUUGAGAUUACAUGCAAGAGUUGAACAUUUUGUUCCAAAGCGGAUCUCUUUUGUAUUUAACAAAUGCCCAUGUACAAAUAUGAACGCAAUGCAAUGGUUCUUCCGUGUUGAUUCUCAUAGUAUAACAAUUUUCUUUUAAUAUAACAAUAAGUUAUCAAAGUUUUCCAUUAAUCCAAGGACGACGAUUAAUUACCUCACAUUAUUC
Durio zibethinus is the source of this 2198-nucleotide messenger RNA. Its product is annotated as U-box domain-containing protein 62-like. Lineage: Eukaryota; Viridiplantae; Streptophyta; Magnoliopsida; Malvales; Malvaceae. The record is from RefSeq and is a predicted model, not a curated record. Gene Ontology annotation, molecular function: ubiquitin-protein transferase activity. Gene Ontology annotation, biological process: protein ubiquitination.